This is a messenger RNA of Schizophyllum commune H4-8, 264 nucleotides long. RefSeq lists its product as uncharacterized. The transcript has 4 exons. The record is from RefSeq and is a predicted model, not a curated record. Lineage: Eukaryota; Fungi; Basidiomycota; Agaricomycetes; Agaricales; Schizophyllaceae. Gene Ontology annotation, biological process: mitochondrial electron transport, ubiquinol to cytochrome c. The coding region runs from base 1 to 264 and encodes 87 amino acids.
AUGGAUACAACGGGCCCGGGCCCGAUCCCGAGACUCUCCUUCCUCACCGACGACUCCGCCUCCGCGCUGCCUGCAACCAUGAGCCUCUCGACCUCCGUCUACAACGUGUUCUUCAAGCGCAACAGCGUCUUCGCGUCCACGGUCUUUGCCGGCGCGUUCUUCUUCGGCGUGGGCUUCGACUCGCUUGUGCAGUCGACUUAUGACAAGUGGAAUGCAGGGAAGCAGUGGAAGGACAUCCGUCACAAAUACGUUGAGGAGGAGUAG